Papaver somniferum (opium poppy) is the source of this 1198-nucleotide messenger RNA. RefSeq names its product protein THYLAKOID ASSEMBLY 8-like, chloroplastic. NCBI's taxonomy places the organism in Eukaryota, Viridiplantae, Streptophyta, Magnoliopsida, Ranunculales, Papaveraceae. The record is from RefSeq and is a predicted model, not a curated record. The transcript has 3 exons. Gene Ontology annotation, molecular function: protein binding; RNA binding. The coding region runs from base 160 to 963 and encodes 267 amino acids. Gene Ontology annotation, biological process: chloroplast organization; Group II intron splicing.
AUCCAUUUGCCACCAGCUCCUGUGUAGCAUCUCAUGGUUCUCAUCCACAGAAAAUGCUGGCCAAAGAAAAUCUCACCCGACAUAUAAAGGGCGUAAUGUGCAGCAAACAUUUUAUAACUCCACCGAUUCGUUAUUGCCCGUUCUGAAGGGAAAAUUAGGAUGAGCUCGUCCAUUGCCCGCGUUUUUUCCCACUCUCCCAUCUCCAUCUGCAACUCUUUGUCCAAACUCCAUGAUUUCUAUACUGGUCUACGAGUAGCACCAAUGCGGUUUCAAUUUCCACUACAGAAACCCCUUUCCUUGUUACAAUUUCCUAAAAUGAGGAGUACAGUUAUCGUAAUGAGAGACAGGGGAAAGAAUCGUAAACCAUUACAAAGAGGAAGAGUAAGUAUUGAAGCAAUACAGACAGUUCAAGCACUUAAACGAGCUAAGAAGGAUGAGAAUUCAUUGAAACAAGUUUUUGAAACGAUGUUUAGAAGGUUGGUUAAACUAGAUAUGAUUGCUGUUCUUCGAGACUUACAAAGACAGAAUGAACCCGUUUUAGCACUCCAAGUGUUUGACGAAAUGCGUAAGGAGGAUUGGUAUAAACCACAAGUGUUGAUGUAUGCUGAGAUGAUUACAUUCUUAGCAGACAAUGAAUGUUUUGAUAAGGCUGAACUUGUGUUUAUGUAUAUGAAGAUGGAAAAUGGAUUAGAAGGUGGUGUCCAGGGGUUUAAUGCUCUUUUGACAACCUUUAUGGAUUUUGGUAAUGUUGCGUUAUGUAUGGAGUGUUAUGAGUUGAUGAGAAAGGUGGGUUGUGAACCAGAUAGGUUGGCAUUUAAGAUAUUGAUUAAUGGGUUGGAAUCAAAGGGGGAAUAUGGUCUUUCUGUUAUUUUAAGACAAGAAGCAGAGGGUUUCUUUGGUGAGGAUUUGGAGUUUUUAGAAGAGAUGGAAGAGAUACAAUCGAGCAACUGGCCUCGUUGGUGAACUCAUGCAUAAAAAAGGGGAGGUCCUUUCUCUGCUUAUUACUUAAAGGGGAGGCAACAAAAUUGCGUUAAAGAAGAAUGUAGCAAAUUUCUUAUAUAUAGAGGUGUUUCAGUUAACCCUAUAUAAGCACUAUAAUGAAGAACAAGCUAUAUUGUUACCUUCUAAACUGAACUGGCACCACAUCAGCUCUUUUAUCAGCCAUUCCAGCAAAAGCAGUUUCAGACAUUUCAAAGUG